AUGAGAGGGGAGACAGAGGAGACAUGUCGGUGUCCAUGGGGCACGGCGGUGAAGGGGGAGGCUCCAGAGGCAAGUGACGGACAGUUCGCGGGCAGCGCCAGGGACAGUGUGAUGUGUGGGGACAACUACGGACAACUGCCAGUUGCCAUGCGCCUUGUACCGGACUCGACAUUGUUACCAGAGUUUGCCGGAGAACCACAUGAGAAUCCUAGGCCAUUCGUCAGGGUGUGCAAAGCCAGGCUGCGACACGUGUCAAACGACAACUGGGUUGACAAAGUGUGUGGACAGCUACGAGGCGGGGCGUGGACGUGGUGGACGGACACGGGAAGCUAUGUGGUAGAGUGGGAGGAGUUCGUAAAAUUGCUUGAGAGACGUUUUGACGGGCAGUCAGCACGAGUCAGUUGUCAACAGAUGUUGUACAGUGAGAGGCAGGCUGAGGGCGAGGGCGUCGAAGCUUUCAUUCAUAAGAAGGUGCGCCUGUACCGCCACCUGGAUCCAGAGGGCUCUACUAGUGUAAUUAUGCCAGUGAUUUGUGAACUCUUAUUGGCGGACUUGAGGCCAUUUAUGCGAGGUGCCACGGAACUGGACUUGUCGGAAUUCGUGGAAAGGGCGCGUGAGGUGGAAGCAGAUGUACAGGCGAGUAGACUCGGAAGUGGACAUCAGAGGACCCACCGCGAACCACGAGCGGCGACUGUAGUAACACCGGAGGACGCUUUGGCAGUAGUCCCGUACCAGACACCGACCAGCAGCCGCGGUGCGAGGACGCCGACGGCACCUAGACCAGGGACAGCAGCCAGGGGGGACGAACCACGGGCGAACAGGGAACAACGAGGAGGCCGACCACCUCGCUGCCAGUACUGCCGCAGCACAGAAUACCAUUGGCAUGGGGAGUGCCCCACUCGUGCAGCCGUGUGGGCCAAGAUGGAGCAGGAGGGACACAGUCCGGGAAACUCCCAGUCCCCGACGAGGAGCGGCGUGCGGACAACAGUACCACUGGCCAAGACACUACCGACAGCACCACUGUCCCCGCCAACCAACUUGGCGCGGAUGGCUGUGGCAGACACCCCGCGCAGCAGCAGCAACGCAGCAAGGGCCACUGCCCCCCACGCCGCGUCACCUGGCGACGUCCAGGCCCUAUCAGGGGCGGCAGCAGCGCCAGCGGUGCGUGAGGCAGAGCCAGCCAGCCUGGGCAGGCUGGGCAGCGACGGGGCUGCACUUCUGCGGGUGCCUGUCCGCCUGAAUGGGCGACCCAUCCACGCCUUGGUGGACCCGGCGGCUACCCAUUCCUACGUCGUGGCUCACCUGGUGGAGGAGGGGAGCUGUCAGCCGGAGCGGGAGGAAGUCCUGCUAACAACGGAGGGAGCCAGCGCGCCCACGUCUGGGCGCGCCCAGGUAAACAUCGAGAUACGUAACCAGUGCAGUCGGAUCACCUGUCUAGUGAUGCGGAACUUACGGGAGGACCUGAUCUUAGGCCUCCCGUGGCUGAUCCAGGAGGAGGCGAGCAUCAACGUCAGUGAGGGUAAGCUACAUGUGGGAAGGCAGGGCCGCAGAAUGGUGUACUGCGUCGGCCGCCCACAAACCCCAGUUCCCCACACACCUAUCAGACUCGCGGAAAUCCGCAAUGAAGUUCCACAGGAGUACCAGGAGCUGUUCGAGGAUGUGCUAGCCCAGCAGCCGGGGGUAUUCGCCACCACUGAUUUGCUGAGGCGGACCACGGUAGCGGAACAUAGUAUUCCAACCAAACCACACACCCCGAUUUUUGUCAAACCUCACGGCUUUGGAACCAAGGAACGACAGGUCAUUCAGGAGCAGAUUGAUGAAAUGCUCCAGAAUGGCAUUAUCGAGCCUAGCGAGGGGCCCUAUAACAGCCGGGUCGUCAUGGCACGGAAAAAGGAUGGGACAUUGAGGUUUUGUGUUAAUUUUAAAGCCAUAAAUUCUGUCACCAUUCUGGCCCCACCUCCGUUAAUAAAUAUCACAGACGCUCUGGCGGGUCUUGGCGAUGCCACCAUCUUUUCAUCCCUCGAUUUGAAGUCGGGAUAUUGGAGGGUGCCUCUCCGCCCAGCAGACCGCCCAAAGACAGCCUUCACUGCUCCCGACGGCCGCAGGUUCCAGUUCUGCCGGCUGGCGAGGGAUGGGCUGACCUUCGCACCGCACAAGUGCCGUCUGGGGGCGAGGGAGCUUCAGUUUUUGGGACACCUGGUCAACGCGGAGGGGUGCAGGCCUCUCCCAGAGCAUCUUGACCUGAUCGCCGCGAAACAAGCCCCCCGAACGAGAAAGCAGCUGCAGCGGCUGCUAGUCACAGCCCCUAUGACAGACUUUUUAUCGCCCAAGACUAAGUAUCGCUGGACGGCGGAGGCCGACCACGCCCUGAACACGGUCAAGCGCCUGUUCAGGGAGAGUCAUACCCUGGCACGUUUGCGGCCGGACGAGCCCCUGUACUUGCAGACGGACGCAAGUCAGGUCGGUAUGGGGGCCAUCCUAUAUCAGCUGGGACCCGAUGGUGAGCGACGGGUCAUUGAGUACGCGAGCGCGAAGUUCGGCCCAGCAGCACGCAGGUAUGACGUGAAUGAACAAGAGUGCUUGGCCGUGGUGUGGGCGGGAAGGAAGUCUAAGGCCCGAAUUCAGAGUUGA
Messenger RNA from Bacillus rossius redtenbacheri, 2631 nucleotides. RefSeq lists its product as uncharacterized. NCBI's taxonomy places the organism in Eukaryota, Metazoa, Arthropoda, Insecta, Phasmatodea, Bacillidae. The record is from RefSeq and is a predicted model, not a curated record. The transcript has 5 exons. Bases 1 to 2631 code for a protein of 876 amino acids.